AUGGCAGUCGUUUUAGCGAAAAAAAUUUGUGAACUCAACACUGUUAUUAAAAAUGCAUUAAUUACUGCUAUUGUGCUCACGAAGACAACGCCCAACACUUUCGUUGCGCGCGAUUCAAACGAAUAUCGCAGUGUUAUUUCCUUUACAUUGCGCGACUCGAAGCGACAUAGUAUAAUCAAUUGCAAAGUUUGGGGCACCAAAGAGCAAGUGGCAGACUAUAAUCGCCAACUGAAGAUUUACGACAUAGUCGAUGUCAUCGCACCAAGGAUUGUGCCCACUCUCAUUUCACUGCAGGUCAAUGAUGGACAAGGACGCUUGGACAAACACAACUAUCGCGAUGUGGAUGCCUUUUGCGAGUUGCAUAAUUUCCGAUGCAUGCCACAUAAGCCACUCUGCAGUGCUCUCAAUUCAGAUGUCCGCUGCAGCAUAAAGGAAAAUAAUGCAAAAGAGCAAUUUAUUGACUUGUUGGUUUUAGUGGCUGCUCAGCGUCCGGUCAAAGAAGUGCGAAGUAAACGCAACGGUGAAAUUCUAAACUGUCUUGAGCUAAUUGUUAUCGAUAGCAGCAAUGCUGAUGCUGUUGUGAUGACCAUUUGGCAGCCUGAUUGGAUACAACAGGCGCAACAUUAUUUGGAAGCGAUGCGCACAGUCGUACAUUUAAUCGAGGUCAAGUUGGGAUAUCCAGAAUUUUACAAAAGUAUCACAUUAUCUUUUACCGGAAGCACAACUCAAAUGACCGUAAAUCAGCUGUACGCCCGCGCCGAGGGUCAUCUCAAAGAUGAUUCAGAACAAUUCACCGCAGUUCUUUAUGCAAUGCUAACUCAUUUCGAUUUUGAUGGCUCUGGUCAAGUGCUAAGCCGCAAAUGCAAAUCCUGUAAUGCCCUACUUAGGCGUAAUCAAAUCAUAUGCGAUAUGGAGCAAUGCCAAUUGGUUUUCGAACAUUUUUUCACCAUUAACGUCCAAUUUAGCGAUCAUACUGGCACUUUGUUGGAAUCACGCCUGUCUGGCGCCGUAGCUGAACGUGUGCUCGCUCUAACGCCAUCGCAGUAUCAAGCUUUAAGUGAACAGCAGAAGGAAGAAUAUAAAUGGAAUUACCUGAUGAAUCACUUUGAGGUGAAGUUGGCUGUGCGUAAAGCGAGCGCUGUGCGACGACAAAUGAGUGUGCUCGUGGUGGAUAUGAGAGUUGUAGAAAUACCAGAAUUAGCAGCAAAGAUGUGCGUAUUUUAAAUGAAAUUAACAAAUG
This is a messenger RNA of Rhagoletis pomonella (apple maggot), 1240 nucleotides long. RefSeq names its product protein hold'em (gene hdm). NCBI's taxonomy places the organism in Eukaryota, Metazoa, Arthropoda, Insecta, Diptera, Tephritidae. Gene Ontology annotation, molecular function: single-stranded DNA binding; single-stranded DNA 3'-5' DNA exonuclease activity. The record is from RefSeq and is a predicted model, not a curated record. Gene Ontology annotation, biological process: resolution of meiotic recombination intermediates.